Messenger RNA from Uranotaenia lowii, 1758 nucleotides. RefSeq names its product glycosylated lysosomal membrane protein-like. The transcript has 5 exons. The record is from RefSeq and is a predicted model, not a curated record. Gene Ontology annotation, cellular component: lysosome. NCBI's taxonomy places the organism in Eukaryota, Metazoa, Arthropoda, Insecta, Diptera, Culicidae. Bases 80 to 1282 code for a protein of 400 amino acids.
UGUGUCGUCCGGUGUUAUUUUUCUUGUUACGCGGUUACGGGUGAGUCAAUGAUAGCGGGCGGGCGGAUUAAGAAUUGCGAUGUUUACGUUUGCGAAUUCAGCAUUCCUGUUUGUAUCUCUGCUGGGAAUAGCCUCCAUCAGCCACGGCCAGCAAGAUCCGGUAGAACUUGAACGGAAGCUUAGCGCUCAGCUGAAUCCCGAUUGUCCAGAGGCAAUUUGCUCACCGAGUGGUACCGAUGUCACUGUGAUCCAUAUCCGGGCCGAGUCAGCCGUCGAUACGAUCCAUUAUGUUUGGGAUUUUACCGGAAAACCUACCAUAAUGGUGGCCUUAACGGGCAAGGACGCCAUUAUGAAAAUAAAAUGGGAGUCCUUCAUGAACGAGGACGGUCAAUCGGUAACGUUUAGCGAACAGCCACGAUACACAUUCAUGACCGUAAUCAAUCGGAUUUUCCAAUUCGAUGACAUUGGUGAUAAAGGUUCGCUGAAUCAAAAUUCCACCGUAUUCGUGUAUGAUCCUCAUGAUUUUCGGUGGAAUCGAACCUUGUACUGGCAUAAUGAAAAGGAUGUGUUAGCGGCCUUCAACGUAAACAAUGAUUUUAUAUUCAAGCUGAAUGCCUUCUCAAUCCGUAAUCAUGGUAUGGAUUACCCUCAUCUGCUGCAUUCAUCCAACUCGACCCAGGUUGACAUCGUGUUCAACAAUGUUAGCUCAAAGUUUUCGCAUCCGCGAUUUGCCAUCGAAUUGCUGUUUGUUGUGUCGGAACAAGCUGUUAUUGGGUCCGAUUUCCAGGUCACGAAGAGGAAGAGCUUGGACGAUGAGCACACGCCAGGAAUUUUCGAAAUAAUUGACGUUCUCUCGCCAGGGGCUUUUAAAUUUUCUACAGGGGGUUACAUUGAGUAUCGUCCUGUGUCGUACACUCACCCGGAACGUGACGUCUCAACUUCCACUGACACUCAUCAAAGUGAGCCCAAGUCCAUCGAAAAUCCGGCAUCGGUUUUGCAAUCCACUUUGGCAUUCGCGUUCCACGGGCAGCGUUUGGACUCACUCCUGGUCCAAGGCAUGAACAUCUCAUUUGGAUUAUCCGGGGACGGAUUUUACAGCAAAACAAACUACACAACGAUGACAUUCCAAGUAGGCUUCGGUCAGCCGCCGAUCGAGCAGUUGUCCGCAUUCGUGCUCAUUGUCGCUGGAAUCGGCAUUGGGGUGCCCCUCACCUUGCUCAUUUUUGGGGGACUGUAUGUUUGCAUCAGAAAGGUUAGAAAUAGUUCUGGAACCAGAGUUUGACUGAUUUCGAUAGUUGUCAUAGUAUCCAGUAUGAACUAUUGAUCUAGGAAAACAAAUCAUUAUCUAAAACCGUCUCAAUUACAGUUAUAAGCAAAUGCGACGACAUAUUUUCUUACCUAAUUUGUUCAAGGAUGCAAUAGUAGCUUGAAACCACUUGAAACGUAACAUUUUUCACAUCUGAAUGAUCUAUUCAAUCAUUCUUUUUUUUUUUUAAUAUGUUUAGAUAGCCAAACGCAUUUUUAUUUCGAGGCUACAGAAAGGCACGGUAGAAUUAAAUAUAACGCAAAAAGCUUGCGCACUAUAAUCUGGGCGCAACAUUAUGUUAUGGCAUGAAAAUCCGUUGAACAUAGUAUUAGUUUAAUAAUUAAGUGAACAUAGGAAACUGAAAGUAAUACAAUUGUGAUAGAAAAAACACUGGCACGGAUUGUUGGAAAUUUUAAUAAAGGUUAUUUUGUAGAGAAAAAUGUUCAACAAGA